UUCUUUAUACAUAUAUUUACAUUGCAUAUCCACUAUAUAUCUCUUCUCUAUGGCUAACGUCUUUUCCAUAGAAAAUCCUUUCUAAUCAUCAUAGAUAAGCUAACCAUUACUGAACUUUUGUUUAUUUAAUAAUUAAUUGUCAAUGUUAUCAAUGUAGGUUAUAAAUGAGCUCUUUCUUUCAUAAUUUCACUUUUUAUUCUAAAUCUACCCCGUGAAUUAAUAAGCGAAUUACGCAAUUGUUGUAAACUGUUAAAAUUGUUUCAUACCAAACAUAAUGGAUGAAACAAAAUCCAAUGUUCAACAAACUUUAGAAGACGAAGUUGUGCAAGACAUUUUUCGAACAGGGACUGAUUUACGCCAAUAUUCUCGACAAAUAGAAAAGGAAUUGAAGGAAGUUGAAAAUAAAUCUAUAAGAGAUUACAUUAAAGAAGGUCAAAAUAUUGCAAAUUUGCAUAACCAAAUCUCAGCAUGUGAUCAGAUAUUAGAAAGAAUGGAAAAUAUGCUGUUAGGGUUUCAAAACGAUCUAGGCAGUAUUAGUAGUGAGAUACUUUCUCUACAGCGUAAAUCAAUUUCCAUGAGUCAGGAAUUAACUAAUAGACAAGCAAUUAGAGGUCAGCUAAGCCAAUUUGUUGAUGAUAUGGUUGUAUCAGAAAACUUAAUAACAGGAAUAAUGGAGUCUGCCGUCACAGACAAAGAAUUUUUACAUAAUUUGCAAAUUUUAAAUCACAAAUUGAGUUUUGUUAAAGAACAAAGUUUUAAAGAAUCCAGAGCUUGCCUAGAUGUAAAAGAUAUCCUGGAAAAAUUAAAAAUCAAAGCAAUGUCAAAGAUCCGUGCAUAUUUACUUGAACAGGUUUAUAAAUUUAGGAAACCCAUGACAAACUAUCAAGUUCCACAAAACGUGAUGUUAAAAAAUAAAUUCUUUUAUGAAUUCAUUCUUUCAAAUGAACGAAAUGUAGCUCAAGAAAUUUACAAUGAAUAUGUGGAUACAAUGAGCAAAAUAUAUUUUUCAUAUUUUAAAUCAUAUUCUGGUAGAAUAAUGAAACUCAAAUUUGAAGAAGGUGCUACUAAAGAUGAUUUAAUGGGAAUUGAAGAUACUGCAAGAGGAAUUUUCCACAAGGCUACAUUAAAACAUAAAGCAACUGUAUUUUCAAUUGGUAAUAGGGGUGAUGUUCUUGCACAGCAAUUAGAGGCGCCUAUUAUAGUACCUCAUGCUCAGUUAAAAAACAGAUAUCCGUUUGAAGCUCUCUUUAGAAGUGAACAAUAUGCUCUGGUAGAUAAUGCUUGCAGAGAGUAUUUAUUUAUUGCCGAAUUCUUUAUGUUAAAGGGAACGCAAAUGCAAGCUCAAGAAAUGUUUAAUCAAAUUAUGGGUAAAACUUUAAGUCACCUUAUGAAAAAUUUGGAGUCGUUUGUAUCAGAAUGUUAUGAUAUGAUAGCUCUAUUUCUAUGCUUUCAUUUAAUUCUUCGAUACCAACUUAUGUGUCAUAAACGCUGCGUUCCUGCCCUAGACAAAUAUUGGGAAGAUUUACAAUCUAUUAUUCUACCUAGAUUUGAGUACGUUUUUCGCUUAAAUAUAACUAGCAUAAGGGAGUGCGACCCGACCAAAUUCAAUAAAGAAAUGGGACCACAUUAUAUAACUCGUCGAUACGCCGAAUUUAGCGGAGCUGUUGUGGGAAUAAAUGAAAAUUUUCCUAAUGAAUUAGUAACUCGCUUGUUAGCAGAAUUACAAGAAGAAGUUGACUUGUUUAUAGUACGAAUGGCAGGUAUUUUUAACGAAAGAAAAGAACAGCUCAUAUUUUUAAUAAAUAACUAUGAUAUGAUAUUGACUAUAAUUACGGAACGAACGCGGGAUAACUCUAAAGAAGCAGAAAAUUUCAGAACAAAACUCAAUGCUAAGAGUACAGAGUAUGUAGAGGAAAUUUUAAGUCCUCAUUUUGGCGAACUCAUGCAGUUUGUAAAAGAAUGCGAACAUUUGAUAGAAGAGGGGCAACAAGAGCAAAUAAAAAGUAACGAAAAAAAAGCAGUAGCAAUAGUGCAACAUUUCACAGCAAAUUGGAAAAAAUCCUUGGAAGAACUUAAUAGGGAAGUAAUGAUUUCUUUCCCGAAUCUCAUGACAGGAUCCAGGUUAUUACAGUUAGCAUUAACACAAUUAGUUCAAUAUUAUCAUCGGUUUCAUAAACUCCUAAAUCCAAAUACAAGGACUCAGCUUGUUAAUAUACACCAUAUUAUGGUUGAAAUGAAAAAGUAUAAAACAAUUUAUUAGAUUAUUAUUAUUAUUAUGUUUAAGAGAUAACUUUAAUGUUGUGCAAUUGUGAUAAAAUAAAUACAUUCCAAAUAUU
Agrilus planipennis (emerald ash borer) is the source of this 2336-nucleotide messenger RNA. It is a transcript of the gene Vps52, whose product is annotated as vacuolar protein sorting-associated protein 52 homolog. NCBI's taxonomy places the organism in Eukaryota, Metazoa, Arthropoda, Insecta, Coleoptera, Buprestidae. The transcript is spliced from 4 exons. Gene Ontology annotation, biological process: Golgi to vacuole transport; retrograde transport, endosome to Golgi; endocytic recycling. Gene Ontology annotation, molecular function: syntaxin binding. Bases 275 to 2260 code for a protein of 661 amino acids. Gene Ontology annotation, cellular component: GARP complex. The record is from RefSeq and is a predicted model, not a curated record.